CCCGAUCUCUCUUCCCUUCCUUCUGAUUUGGUUUGGUUUGGUCUAGUCUCGCCUCGCGUCGCCUCGUCUCUAGGUGCUUCUAUUCUUCAUCUUCUGUUGAAACUGUGACGCCUAUGAUUUUGCACGUUUUCCUUAUCUGCCAACAUCUCUCCCUCCUCUUCACUUAUUCACAACUGACACGAAUAACUUGAGCUGAACUGCCAAGUUCGCCUUUUCUCCCAUUUGGGAGCUCGCGUAUCUCUCUCUCUCUCUCUCUCUCUACUUAUCACAAAGGUUAGUACCUUUACUUCCAUAUUUACACCCCCCAACUAGACUCUCGUCUCUCCGCGUGCCUCUAGAAUUGUCCCCGGAUUGAAUCCAUGUCUAUCUUGUAUACGACUUGUCCUCGUCAUAUGGACACUGCUUCGGCCAUAUUCAUGCACUCGACACGCUAUCAACGGCUACGCCAAGAAGACCGCAAUAUUCGUCUUCAUCACCAAACCCAGCAAACACGACGACAUAGCAGAUCAUACAACGGUCAAGGUAUCGCAUAGAAUUGGGGGAUAACAGCUUCGUUUCUAUUCACCUCAAAGCAACACUACUUACUUCUGGUUCCUUCACCAAUAACGCAUCAUUACAGAGGCUCGCACCUUAUUAGAGAGUUUCGACGCCCGCUACGACACAACGAAGAGUAACGACUCAAGAACCAACCUUUAUACCCCCUUAUUUCUUUUACAAUCUUCUUAUUGUACUAUACGCACGCAAUCUAUAGACGUUCAUGUCCUCAGAAGGCACGUCGCAAGCUGCCGCGACCGAUUCCGCCUCCGGUCCCGGUCCUCGACAGUCGCGGACUCCCGAUCCGCCCACCGAUUUCGAUCACGAACCUCCGGACUCGGGCCGGCAGCCGACACAAGUAACACAAUCACAGUCGCCUUCUGCCAAUGCUUCUCGCCAUCGCGAUGUCGCCCCCCGCGAUUUCGUCCGGCUCUUCCAGUGUCAGAUCUGCUCACUGCCCCUAGAUGAGCCUAUCAGCCUCCCCUGCGGUAAAAGUCUGUGCCGGCGCUGUUUACCAGGCACACACAUGCGCGCCAACAUAACAUAUCCCGCCGCUCCAGAACGACUUCGUGGCUUUAAAUGUCCUUUUGAGGACUGCAAUAAGGAACAUGCUAUUGGCGACUGCGCCGUUGAUGUUGUGCUCAACAAGACGGCACAACACGUGAGGGAAGAGAUCGAACGAUUCAAGAAUGAGUCUUCGACCACCGAGCUGGCGACGAAGGUCAUGUGGCCUGACCCUUGGGCUGCUGCAGGUGUUUCUUCCAUGAGGGAUGAUGAUGAAGCGUACACAAAGGUGAUACCCGGCGGAAAGGUUAUCGCCACUUAUCGCCUGGCGGAGGAGGGUGACCUGUCUUAUGAGGCCGAUAUAUGCUACGACGAAAUUACAUCGGCGACACCAUCACCACCUCCUGAUGCUGAUGAUACAGGGCUCGUUCGAAAAGCGCAAGACGCCACUCGCGCUGAGAUGGACUGUCAGGUCUGCUACGCACUCUUCUACGAUCCUCUUACAACCUCUUGCGGACACACUUUCUGUCGGUCAUGUUUACAUCGCAUUCUUGACCAUUCACGGUAUUGCCCGAUAUGUCGUCGCCCACUGGCUAUCAGCCCCUUAUUAAGUCAAACUUCAUCGCCUUCCAAUCAAACUAUUAAGCGCAUCAUCGAAACAUUCUGGCUGGAGGAAGUCAACGCUCGAAAGGAAGCUCUGGACGCUGAGCGUGUAGCUCAGAUGCAAGACUAUGACCUCGCUCUCUUUGUAUGCACAUUGUCAUUCCCUCAAAUGCCGACAUUCCUACACAUUUUCGAGCCGAGGUAUAGACUCAUGAUCCGGAGAGCACUGGAAGGAGACCAUACUUUCGGUAUGGUCAUACCCAAACGACCCCAACAUGCUGGUGAUGCGAACUUUCAUGAGCUAGGCACGCUUCUCCGCAUUGUCAAUGUCCAGUUCUUCCCGGAUGGCCGGAGUCUCAUUGAGACUGUGGGUCUGUCACGCUUCCGCGUUCUCGAACACAGUUACCUUGACGGAUACAUCGUCGGCAAGACUGAAAGGAUAGACGAUGUUAGCCUCGAGGAUGAAGAAGCUGCCGAGGCUGCUGAAGCAACACCGAUAGAGACUGAGGAUCAACAACAACCCAUGCAGGCUAUGGAUACUGUCAAGGAACCCACUGAACCAACACCGACAUCUCCAUUACCGCGGUCUGAUUCAUCCAGUCCACACAUACCAACGUCAGUUACCGAGAUCGACUCAAUGUCUACACAGAGUCUGAUGCACUACGCCUCAUCUUUUGUCGCUCGAAUGCGUCAACAGAGUGUCCCCUGGUUGACAGAACGCAUGUUGACUAUAUACGGCGACUGUCCAGAAGACCCUGCCAUCUUUCCAUGGUGGUUUGCCAGUAUGUUGCCGGUCAAAGACAUUGAGAAAUAUCGACUCCUGGGCACAUCCAGCGUACGCGAGCGACUCAAGAUAUGCUGCACGUGGAUUGUGGAAUGGGAGACAUCCAGAUGGUAAGUGAAAUCUAUAACUUCGCAAUUUUUUAUGCAUCCCAUGCCCUAUCAAGCUCCCUUAUGAUAUUCAUUGCCCCUCAAUGAGCUUAUGCUUGUCGUCGUGUCCGUCCCCCAGGCUAAAACGACGUCUCCCAUUCCAGGACAAAGCUGAUUCAUGGCCGCUCAGGUCCAUCCACGGCUGCACAAUCCUCUGAUUGACAAUGCUUGCCCUACUAUCUCUCGCUCGGCUUGGUUCUGCAAUUCGUGCUCUUGCUUUUCUGCUUUGCUGUGCAGUUGUUGUACGAAGCACAAGACGGUUCGCGGAGUUGAUGUUAUUCCACUUCUGACACGAAUAGGACGAUUACGACUCGACGAUAGCUAGGGCGGUUUGGUUUGCAUCAUGGCAUUAUAACGCAUCAAAUGUCACAAGACAAAAGUCACAGAAGGUGUUCAUUUACACGGGUUGAAUAUUGAUUGAUUGAUUCGGUUGGGAGGCAUCUAGUCAUAGCAUCUUGUAGUACAGUGAUUUUGCGGAUACCAUACCCCCUUAGCUAAACUAGACAUCUUUCUCAUAACCGCAUGUAGCAAGUUUCCAAUUUCUAUUACCAGUUCGAGGCUUCGCCGUUCGUGUCCCGUGCUGCAGUGGGAUCUCCCCAAGUUGGCAUAGUAACGCCGCGGGUGUCAACCCAUGUCCCAGGCAUGAUGUUGUCGCGACCUUCUCCUUCCGCUGAAGGAGGUUUUUGGUUUCCGUCCCCGUUCCCAUUCACAUCCGUGGGAGCCCAGAUGCCCACGUUGUUGUCAGCUCCUUGCCCAACACUGCUUAUGGUCGGUUGUUCGCUCCAGUCGCCGCGGGCGCCUGGGAACGUGUCGUCACCCCAAUGAUCUCCGUUCCUUUUCACAGUCUUGUUGCUCUUGUUCGAAUGGUUCGAACCAGCUCCCCAACCGUUUUGGUUCUGAUCUUGCUCGCCACUUGGUGGUGACACUACCCAUUCCUCCGGCUUACUAUCCUGAGUGGUCUUAUUCCAAUCGUCAACUGCCUGGUUGUUGCUCGUAUUCCAACCAUCACCGUUCUGGUUGUUGUCCUGGGUCGGUGCGCCCCAACUGUCUUGACCGUUCUGGCCAUUGUUGUCACCUGAUCCAUUGUUCCAGCCGUUCGACCCGUUCGACCCAGCCUUAUCGGAACCUGGAGGCUGGCUGUUUUCCUUGGAUACAGAACGGUGGCUUUCCCAGGCGUUGUUUUGUGACUUUCUCUUAUAGUAUGGAUUGUCCUGGCCCUGAGUCGAUGAGUUAAAUCCAGUCCGGCCCGUGUGUUUCUUU
Fusarium odoratissimum NRRL 54006 is the source of this 3831-nucleotide messenger RNA. RefSeq lists its product as uncharacterized. NCBI's taxonomy places the organism in Eukaryota, Fungi, Ascomycota, Sordariomycetes, Hypocreales, Nectriaceae. The coding region runs from base 758 to 2539 and encodes 593 amino acids. The transcript is spliced from 2 exons. The record is from RefSeq and is a predicted model, not a curated record.